This is a messenger RNA of Pseudozyma flocculosa PF-1, 693 nucleotides long. RefSeq lists its product as uncharacterized. The transcript has 2 exons. The record is from RefSeq and is a predicted model, not a curated record. The coding region runs from base 1 to 693 and encodes 230 amino acids. Lineage: Eukaryota; Fungi; Basidiomycota; Ustilaginomycetes; Ustilaginales; Ustilaginaceae.
AUGUUCGCCCUCAACACCGGCUUUGUCGUUGCCUCCCUCGCCGCCCUCUGCUACGGCACAGCUGGCGUCCAAGCCGCCCCGGCCUCGUGCAAGGUCGUCUCGACCGCGCCUCUGGGCUACGGCGUCAACACCAUCCUGGGCUCGCGGGACCUCCCCAAGGCGUACCUCACCUUCCAGGGACAUCGCACCGCCGACGGCUUCCAGUACCUGCAGCCGAGCAAAGAGCCCGAGCUGUUUGACUUUGUCGCCUGCCACGACCUCAUCAACUCGAACGGAGAGUUUAGCAACGAGGUCAAGUCCGGGUAUAUCGCCUCUCGCAAGGCCUCGGGCUACUGCCUCUCUGCGACCUCGCUCACUGGCACUGACGAGCGCAUCGUCUCGAAGCCGUGCCACUUUAUCGACAACGACCUGUCAAACCACCAGCGCUUCCAGUUCUCGGUCAACUCGGCCGGACUGUACCACUUCGUCGACUAUCUUGGCAAGGACCAGGGCCCGGCGCCCGCCGGCACCGGCCCCGACGACUUCCCGAUCGGCAACAGCGGCAGCGGCUACCACACCAGCAUCGUGGGCGAUGCUGACAGCGCCGACAGCUUCCUCCGCCUGGCCUACUCGCCCGACGCUCCCAAGCUUGGUGCCGCUGCUGCCAUGGCCUACUACGACGGCUGGACGGGCAAGAGCAUCGCACAGCAGUAG